This is a messenger RNA of Mercenaria mercenaria, 5088 nucleotides long. RefSeq names its product monocarboxylate transporter 13-like. The transcript is spliced from 5 exons. The coding region runs from base 161 to 1480 and encodes 439 amino acids. Gene Ontology annotation, biological process: transmembrane transport. Gene Ontology annotation, molecular function: monocarboxylic acid transmembrane transporter activity. Lineage: Eukaryota; Metazoa; Mollusca; Bivalvia; Venerida; Veneridae. The record is from RefSeq and is a predicted model, not a curated record.
UAUCUGAUUGACUACAAAACAUGUUACACCAUUUUGUGUUUCUUUCAAGGGAAAGCUUUUUUACAGUCGCAUUUGGCAGUAAUUUGUUUUGAUAACAUUAUGUAACAAGUCAACAGGAAUUACCUGAAUCGGAGAUUUUGAAUAUUUUCUAGGACCAACAAUGGAGAAUUUCACGCAAAUGCAGAGAUUUGAAAAGUGGCUGUUGUUCCUAAUUACUCUACUGUUAAUGGCGAUUAUUUUUGGUCCGAUAUUUUCAUUUGGUGCGGUUUUUAUAACAAUGAUGGACACAUUUCAAACAGAUCGAGCAGAAACUGCCGCUGUACAGUCAAUUGUCAUAGGAAUGACAUUUUCGUUUGGUGUUAUCAGCGGAGCCUUAAUUGGAAGGUUUGGUCCAACAAUGAUGAUAUUCGUGGCAAGUGUGGUUGUUCCUCUUGGAUUUGGUAUAUCAUAUUUUGCAAAACACAUCAUUUACCUCUACAUAAGUAUAGGCAUAGUCACAGGUGUUGGGAACUCUUUGGUAUUUUCCAGCUGCAUUGUGAUAGUGGAGCGAGUGUUUGAGGGGCCAAAGCGGUUAUUAUGUUUGGCUGUGCUGAACACUUCAACUGUGGUAACCGCCAUUUUCUACCCAUAUUUUAUAAAAUGGUUGACAGAAAUGUACAGUCUGAAUGGAAUAUUUCUAAUACUUGCUGGGAUCAGCUUAAAUAUCUUUGUUCUUUUCACAAUGUGUUGGACAAAUCGUGUUGCUGAAAAAAAUGUUCAAAGUACAAAAGCAGAACUCGAUGAUUGUCCUGAAAGUUCAAGAAAAGGGUGUAAUUCGUUAAUCGACAUAAUGUUUGAUUGCUUUUCACAUGCUAAUAAACUGUUUCACGUGCCUUAUGCGCUUGUACUUAUUGCAAGUAGUUUAUCCCUUGCAUCAUUAGAUGGAUAUGUAGGAGUAAUGUUUGACAUCGCUUUAUGGAAAAAAAUGACAAGUUCACAAGGAUACAUUACUUCUGUAGUGUAUUAUUCGUGCACCGCUGUGUCUUGUGUAGCGGCAGGAAUUCUCAAACAAAAGAAGGGAGUGAACUCCUUGAUUUAUCCAAUUCUUUCUACGUUUUGCGGAUGUUGUGGUCAACUGUUCAUACUUUCUACAUCAAACUAUUCCGUAUAUAUGAUCGGGACAGCUCUCACUGGAAUGACAUACGGAGGUGUUAUAGCUUCUACGUAUACCGUUAUUGUGCAAAUGGUCAGCCAAGAGCAAGUACCUGUGGCAACUGGACUUUUUACAACAUUAGAAGGACUAGUUGCACUCGGAGUUGGACCAUUGUAUGGUAAUAUCCGAGAUAUUUCUGGUAGCUACAGGAGUGUCCUUGUGACAGUUACAUGUGUACAAGCACUGUCUUCUGCUCUUUUUACCCUUGCCUUGAUAACUAACAGACGGCGAAAGAAAAGAUUACAGCCUAACAGCUCAAGUGAGAUAAUCGCUUCAACAAGACUGUAGACAAAAGAUAGAUAUCACAGUAAGACAAUAACAUAGUGAUCAAUGUACAAAUUAUGAUUCAGAAAAGCCGUAGAAAAAGGACAAAGUGGAAACGAAGAACAGAAAUAGGAAAUAAAGAAAGGAGGAACACUGUAGCAACCACGUCUCCUCCCAAUCCACUUUUUUCUGGGAGCGGUUCGAGGCAAAACCAUCAUUUGCUACUUCAGAUUAGCGUACUGAUGCCAAGCAUAACUCCUUUAUGACAAUCACCAAACCAAAAUUAUGUUCUAAACAGUGUAAAGUGAAAUUACUUUAUGGUAGUAGAUAUAUUGCCUAUGUUCAAUUUUUAUAUUAUGUUCAAUGAUCGGACACAAAUGCGUUUAGUUGUUUAUAUUUCUGUUCGAUUAUCGCAUACAAAUAAUUAUUUUCAUGUUACAUUUGUUUGAUGAUAAACACAAAAUAUAUUUGAUUAUCGCACAUGUCUGUUUUUAAGUAUUUAUAUGUCCAUUAAUCGAAUUACUGUAUAUAUUCGUUCAAUAAUCGAAGACCGAUUUGGUACAAACUUCUAAAUGUGUGUCCAAUAAUCGAAGACUUAAUAAUGCAUGCUACUGUAUGUGUCCAAUUAUUGAACAUAAUAUAAAAAUCGAACAUCGACACAAAUCUACGGCCGUAUUACUUCACAUCAGAAAAAUACCGUUACGAUUAGGGACACGCUGAAAAGCGAAGAUGUUCUUGAAUAAAUAAAUAAUGUUUUAUUUUUAUUUUUCAAAUAACUCUUCUCCAUAUUUGAAAUAAUUGUGUGUCUAACAUAGGUCUCCAGAAAGUAUCAGAUAUUUACUUUUAUUUUCUCCAAUUUGAAAAUAAAGCAUAACAUAUAUACAUCAAAUUUAAUAGCUUAUAACCUAAAUUAGUAUAUACUCAAUCUAAAGUAAAAUUAAACAUAAUUAAAGUAGUACAAAAUUACAGUAUAAGAAUAGUAAAAACACAUUAUUCAUAAAGAUAACACAACUUGUGACAGACAUAAGCAAACAUUCAAAAUUACUUUCAGAUACAAAUAAAAUAUUAUGUGUACUUAUAUGUCAAAUUGAAAAUAUAUGGCACGAAUGUACAAAACAAUCCCCCUUUCACAUGAAAAAGACUCGAAAACGCCCCUUCGAAGUCUGAGGGACUAGUCCCAUUACCCCCAAAUAGAAAGGGGGCGUCCUGGGUAUGACUAAGACCCUUAUUUUGCAAGUAGCGACCUAGAUCUUUAAACAUUUUUUACGUUUCAAUAGUGUAUAACUAUUUCAGUUCCUUUAAACGUACAACGUUAAGUACUGUGUGGCCGGUUUGACUAAGGAGUGAUGGAUAAAUUAACUAUCCUUCUUCUAUUUCAAAGCAAAUUUCUCUUCGCAAAAAAAAUCCCUUUGCAAUUUGUGCAUGCGUUUUUCUUUCCAGUGUAAGGUUUACAAAUGCAUACUUAUGUAUAACAUGAGGCACAUACCCUUAAAAUGUUGAAAGCAACCUGGUUUAUACAAACCUACAUUUAAGACAGUUUUACAAAAUGAAUGAUAUAUUUUACAAAUCAUUUAACACCUACAAAAACCAAAUGUUAAAUUGCAUAGGGAAAAGAACGCUGAAUAUAUUCAUCGAUCGUGGAUAAUAACUGACAAUUUGAUAAAGAUAAAUAACAAGCAUGGAUUGCAUUGAUUGAAGUUUUUAGUUGUUCAGACAAACCUGUGUUAAAGACAACCUCUGAACAGUGAACACCCAGCUUUAAAGACCACUAGUUUUGUUUCCCAUUUUUAACAUUUACACUGUAUUUUAACCUUUGAAUAAAGACCACCUUCCAAUAAAGACCACAUUUUGGAUCUCUUGGGUCUGACUGUAAAUAUAUUUCAAACAGGAAAUACGGUAACUUAGAUAGCACAGAUAUAUAAUCAAGCAAAACAUGUAUGUUUUGUGAUACUGAGAUAUAACUUCCUGAUAGAACUUUAAUUUUUGUAUAACUUUGAUUAGGGGGUUAAUAUGCGUUUCCGUAUUUCUAUAGCCUGCCUGCUGUGCAUGCUUUAAUAUACCCCGUAGAAAGUAUAUCAAUAACAGCAUGUAAACAGUUCCGGAUCUUGAGGUCAAUCCACACGUCAUCAGACCAGAAAUAUCUGUGAUACUUUUUACAAGAAAAGACCAUAUGUCCAUUUUAUAAUUACUACAAUGAUUGCAUUUAAAUAUAACAUCCUAGUUUUUAUAUGCAUGUAACUUAAUAUGAAAACUGUACAAUUCCUUCGAAUAUAUAAUUUAGACAGUCUUACAUGCGUGCAUGAAAAAUGUAUUGUAAAGAUCGAGGAAAACAUCUGCGAUCCUUUAUAACUAAUACAUGAAUCGAGCCAGAAAUAAUUUAGCAAAAGAGUGCUUUAACACUAUUUAUGCACGAUGGGUGGUUAUACGUCGGGCGUAAUAAUUUCACGAGGGCGCAGCCCGAGUGAAAUUAUUUGUACGAUGUAUUACCACCCGAGUGUAUAAAUAGUGUUAAAACACGCUUGUGCUAUAAAUUAUUUCGAUUCUGAUAUACCCUUAAUCUAAAACAGUAGAUGAUAUAAACUUGGUCGCAACAAAAACAUUUACGUCACCGCACAUUAACGUGACGUCAUUCUAGCGUAAGAGUGUUUUAACAUAGACAAGCAUAUUAGAAUGUACAAUAUGAACAUACUAUUGUUCAUGUUGGUAUGAAAUAAACAUCUGAUAAUUUGGCAUUUUAGCGCAAUACAAUCGAUACUGUUUAUUUUUCAAUACAAGUAACUAAUAAUUACUUGCACUAUAGUCCCAAGAUACAUUUAUAUUAUGAAUUAAACACCCUGGACUUACUGGACUCAACUGCCACAUUAUCAAAGGUUUUUAGUAUAUAAGAUUUAGAAACUAGAUCAUUCUUAAGUACAACAAAUGAUAUAAUAUACAACUGACAUUCUAAGCCCAUUUACAUUUUGUACAGCGACUAUAUACAUAAUUUGAAACUAAUUACACAAUGUUCUUUCUUUAAAAAAGUGGAAAAUGUAAAUUAACAUGACAUGUUAAAUUGCAUAAAUUUAUCAAAGUUUAUUCAUUCUUAUUGUCACUGCAAAAGUGUAUCAAGGGCAGUAAUCUACACUUAAUUAUUAAGAUUUCUAAAUAGCAGUAAACCCGCUUAUUGGACAUACGAAACUCCAAGUGCUAUUAAUGUUGUACAAAACGAAAGUUAACAAGAUAACCCGAAAGAAAAACUAGAAGAAACUAUUUAAUAUUGUAUUGUAGUAUUAUUUUAUUUAGAAGUAUUAUCAGUUAUGAUUUUGUCGAAAUCGAAACAAACAAGACAAUUAGUUGGAAACUAUGAAUACGUGUUGCUGAAACAAUAUAUUGCAGUGUUUGUUAAAAUAUAAUAAAUUGUAUCACAGAUUACUGGAAUAUUGCGAUAAUUUUACUUCCAGGCGUGCAUUUAUAUCUUCAUUAUACAUUAAAACAUCGCAGAGUUAUGUACCAUAUCCGUUGUAUAGUACACAAAAAAACGACAACAUACAUGUAUAUAUUAUAAACUAUACAAAAUGAGUAUUAUUUCAAUUUCUUUUACGUUAUGAUAUAAUCCACCAAAAAAUAACCAUGAUUGUUUUCUUUUCUCUGUU